GCCCCGCAGGCUCUCCGCCGCCAUCUUUGUUAGGGGCAGCGGGGCCUGGCGUCUGGAGAUGCCGAAGUCGUGCGCGGCCAGGCAGUGCUGCAACCGCUACAGCAGCCGCAGGAAGCAGCUCACCUUCCACCGGUUCCCGUUCAGCCGCCCGGAGCUGCUGAAGGAAUGGGUGCUGAACAUCGGCCGGGGCAACUUCAAGCCCAAGCAGCACACGGUCAUCUGCUCCGAGCACUUCCGCCCCGAGUGCUUCAGCGCCUUUGGAAACCGCAAAAACCUGAAGCAGAAUGCCGUGCCCACGGUGUUUGCCUUUCAGGGCGCCGCGCAGCUGGUGAGGGAGAGCACGGACCAGGCAGGCGGGGCUACAUAUGCAGACUGUCGCAAGGAGGAGGUCAUCCCUGAGGUGGGGCGGGCAGAGUGCGGCCUGGGGAGGAGGACGGACGGUGCCCUUGAAGCGCCGCCCCCGAAUGCUGGCGGCCCCACCGAGCAGGUCCUGGCGCCGAGACCGCAGGGAACCCUGGCCCCCGGGCAGCCAGCCGGCCCCACGCAGCCGUCUGAUCACAGCUACGCCCUCUUGGACUUAGACGCCCUAAAAAACAAACUCUUCGUGACUCUGAGGGAGAACGAAAAGCUCCGAAAGCGCUUGCGGGCCCAGAGGCUGGCGAUCCAGAGGCUGUCGGGCCGCCUGCGGGCCCACAGGCCGGGACAGCUGGGAUCCCGGGCCGGGCUGCGGCCAGAGCCAGAGCUGAGCCGCGCGGCCAGGCUUUCCCGUCCGAGCCUCAGGGCUCGGGCCGUGGACCCCGCUGUCCCGCCGCUGACAUGUCAAGGGACCGUGAGGCGGGCCAGGCACACCCCCGCCACCUCGGGGGACGUGUAGCUGCAUCAGCUGGGACAGGAAGGAUCCGUGAGUGCGUGGAACUGGGUCCUUCCGGAGGUGACUGGGGCAGCUGGCUUUUCGGGGAGAGCUGGGCGGGGGUCCUCAACCACAGCGUGGGGCGGCGACCCGGCCAUUGUGGGGUCGUAGCGCAUUUCCUUGAGGGGCAGCCGGGCCAGGGAAGGACGCGAGAGCGGGUGACGGUGGCACCCAGGCAGCAGGAGGGAUACACUGUGCCUGGACGGCGGCUCAGAGCGGCGGGGCCCCCCCUCCCGGCCUGCUGUGAGCGACGGACCGAAUAAAGUGUCUUCCUCCGCUGCA
Molecule: messenger RNA, 1192 nt
Organism: Lutra lutra (Eurasian river otter)
Lineage: Eukaryota; Metazoa; Chordata; Mammalia; Carnivora; Mustelidae
Gene: THAP3
Product: THAP domain containing 3
Exons: 5
Coding region: 59-874 (271 amino acids)
Source: RefSeq, a predicted model, not a curated record